Messenger RNA from Scomber scombrus (Atlantic mackerel), 2409 nucleotides. RefSeq names its product alpha-1,6-mannosylglycoprotein 6-beta-N-acetylglucosaminyltransferase B-like. The coding region runs from base 1 to 2409 and encodes 802 amino acids. The transcript is spliced from 17 exons. Gene Ontology annotation, molecular function: alpha-1,6-mannosylglycoprotein 6-beta-N-acetylglucosaminyltransferase activity. Gene Ontology annotation, cellular component: Golgi apparatus. Lineage: Eukaryota; Metazoa; Chordata; Actinopteri; Scombriformes; Scombridae. Gene Ontology annotation, biological process: protein N-linked glycosylation. The record is from RefSeq and is a predicted model, not a curated record.
AUGAUUACUGGCAUCACCGACGGUAAAAUAAUGGUCAGAAGAUGUCUAGUAACGUUCAAACCGUUCAGGAUAUUCGUGGUGGGAAUAGGCUUCUUCAGCCUGUGCUUUCUAAUGACCUCUCUGGGGGGGCAGUUCUCAGCCAAGAGACUGGGGGACUCCCCGUUCACCAUCCGCACAGAAGUGCUGGGAGGUGUGGAGUCACGUGGUGUGCUGCGGAAAAUCAGUGAUAUGCUAGAGGUAAUUCUGAAGAGGAUGGACAGUCUGUCCAAACUCGACAACACCUCCACCACUGACGCACGGCGCCUCGAUGAGCUCAGCUCUGCUAUCAACAAGUUUCAACCGGCUGGCUUGGUGGAGAGGAUACAGGCUAUAGCCCAGAAUGUCUCCAACAUGGCAAUCAGGGUGGAGCAGAUACUGCAAAACAGCAUGGUGCAAGGAAAAGCAGUGAGAGAUGGGACAUCAAGCCAGUGUGAAGUACCCAGAGACCCCCGCUUUCCAGAGUGUCCUGGAAAAGUAGAUUGGAUGCGUGCACGCUGGACAUCGGACCCUUGCUAUGCCUUCUACGGUGUUGACGGUUCAGACUGCUCCUUCCUCAUCUACUUGAGUGAGGUGGAAUGGUUCUGCCCCCCACUGACCUGGAGGAACCACAGCAGCCCCCCAACUCAGCAUGUCCAACAGCCAAAGGCCCCCAAGAGGCAGGCUGCGUUCCGCACAGACCUCUCUGUACUGCUGGACCAGGUUGGGACAGGCAAGGAGUCCCUCAGCUUCAUGAAGCGCAGAAUCCACCGCCUUGCACAGCAGUGGGCAACAGCUGCCAAUCGCCUGGAUACCAAGCUGGGGCAACGAUGGAGGGACCAGAAGAAGAUUCUGGUCCACGUAGGCUUCCUAACCGAGGAGUCUGGAGAUGUUUUCAGCCCCAAAGUGUUGAAGGGGGGUCCUCUGGGAGAGAUGGUCCAGUGGGCUGACAUCCUCACUGCACUCCAUGUUCUGGGACACAACCUCAAGAUCUCUAUGUCUGUGAAGGAACUGCAAGGCUUCCUCGGUGUGCCCCCAGGCAGAGGCAGUUGCCCACUAAUUGGUCCACUACCUUUUGACCUCAUCUACACUGACUACCAUGGCCUGCAGCAGAUGAAGCAACACAUGGGGCUUUCACUCAAGAAACACAAAUGUCAUAUCCGGGUGAUUGACACAUUCGGUACAGAGCCAGCUUACAAUCAUGAGGAGUAUGCAACGCUGCACGGUUACCGGACCAACUGGGGCUACUGGAACCUCAACGCCAGGCAGUACAUGACCAUGUUCCCUCACACACCAGACAACUCAUUCAUGGGCUUUGUUUCGGAAGAGCUGAACGAGACAGAGAAGAGGAGCAUUCAGCAGAGCAAGGUCAACAACAUGGCUGUUGUGUACGGGAAAGAGGCCAGUAUGUGGAAGGGUAAGGAAGGUUUCCUGCAGAUUCUUCACAGGUACAUGGAGGUCCACGGCACAGUGUACUAUGAGACUCAGAGACCUCCAGAGGUCCCAGCCUUUGUGAAGAACCACGGCCUGCUGCCCCAGCAUGAGCUGCAGCAACUGCUGCGCAAGGCAAAGCUCUUCAUUGGCUUUGGUUUCCCAUAUGAAGGCCCGGCCCCUCUUGAAGCAAUAGCAAAUGGAUGCAUCUUCCUACAGCCCAAGUUUCAACCCCCUCACAGCUCGCUCAAUCAUGAGUUUUUCAGAGGCAAGCCCACUUCUAGAGAGGUGUCCUCCCAGCACCCAUAUGCAGAGCAGUACAUCGGCAGACCUCACGUCAUGACAGUUGACUACAACAACUCCCUGGAGUUUGACUCUGCCAUCAGGGAAAUAAUGAGAUCCAAGGUUGAGCCAUAUCUGCCUUACGAGUACACCUGUGAGGGGAUGCUGGAGAGAGUACAUGCCUACAUACAGAAUCAGAACUUCUGUACCCCAGAGCCUCCCUUCAUCCCAGCCAACCUCUCCAGACAGGGGUCUGCUGGUGGCAGCAGGAUUACAGGACCUCUAUUUGUGGCCCUGCCCAAUUCCACAACCUUAGGCUGGGCAUCCAAUGUGACGGCUCCACCUGCAUGGCCUCCCCUCAGCUCUCUCAGGCUGCUUGUUUCUCAAGAGGGACAGUCCUGUGUGGAUGCGUGCCAGUCAGCUGGUUUAAUCUGUGAACCUGCUCACUUUCUCUUCAUCAACAACAAAGAAGCACUGCGAGGGUUGCAGGUGCAGUGUGAGGUAGUAGACUCUGAGAUCAACCAUAUCCUUCCAGCCUUCUCCGUGGUGCGACGGGAGUGUGGCCUCCAACGGGAACCCCUUCUCUUCAGCUGUGCAGGUCACUCCCCCAAAUACAGACGUCUUUGCCCCUGCAGGGACUUCCGCCGCGGACAGGUGGCACUGUGCAGAGACUGUCUAUAA